GGUCUCAACCCGCUCGCGCGCGGUUCAGGAAGAACCCCCCCGCGCUCCGUCCCCCCGCACCAGGCGGCGGAGGCGCCUGGAGGGGUGGUCUCCUCCUCCUGUUCCCGUCCUCCCCCCUCGCCGCCGAUUGCGGUCCACCAAGGCCGCCGCUUCCCCGCUCCAAGCUCUCCCAGAGCCGGAGAGGAAGAAGAAGACGACCAAAAAGGAGGAUCCUCCUUCAGAAAUGGAGGCAAAAGAGGAAGAGGCCGAAGAUGGCGACAAGGGCGUCUUCUUCGAAGAGGAUGCAACCUAUUACCGCGACACUGACCCGCAACAACGCCCUGCCAAUGUGCUACUGAAGAAGAUCGAGGACGCAAAGGCCGAGGCUAUGGCCGAGGCCCGCCAGGGUCUGCUUCCUGCCCUCUCUCCCCCCUCCAUGCCCGCCGUGCCCGCCGUGGCCGUCGCGCCCGUCGCGCCUUCCCAGACGCCGCCACCUGCCUCUAUUCAAAACACAGCGACUUGGAGCAUCAAUCGUCUCUUCUCUUGGAUUCCAGGCUUCCGAACCCCUGAAGCGACACCGCCAAAACAACUCACUGCCCAAGUGGCCGCAGAGAUCAAACAGAGCCUUACACCCACCGAGACCGAAAAUAGCACACAGAUGACACCCAUCCGCGCAAAGAAGCCUGCGAAGAAACCCGCGAAGAACAGCGCAAAGAAGACCGCCAGGAAGCGCGAUGGACAAGCAUCCGACCGUGGCCUCAUCGUGAAGCGGGUCCUCAAGGGUGUCGCCCAGGAAGAGAAGCCAAAGGCGAAGGCGUGGGUCAAGGAUACGAUGAAGAAGAUCGAAGCAGGUUCAGCAACCAUCGGCAACAAGCGCAAGCUACUCGAGCAAGGAAUGAAGAUGAAAGACCUGGGGGAAAUUCCAGCACGACUACCCUGGCAGUCCUCCGGCACAUACGGCUUGCAAGAUGCAUUCUUCGAUUACAGCUCCGACGAAGAUGUCGACGUCCCAGACUACUAUGUACUCGACAUGCUCGCGAAAGGAAAGCCCCAGAGGAAACGUCGCAAAAUCCGAACCAACUUAUACCCGGAUGAUGACGUUCGAUCUCUGAACGAUAUGCAAUCAGAAGAUAAAGUCGACACUCAGGGUAACCCGAGCUCCCAAAUUAAGCUCCCAGCAGAUGAGGUCGACACCCAUGGCAACUCCAGCUCACAGAUCGACCUACAUCCACGUCCAUCACAUCAACCGUCCCCAAUGUUCAGUAACGAAGACCACGUGUAUCAGGGCGGCAACGUAUUUCAACAGAACACAACACCGACUACCCCGACCCGCGAUCGUGAGGCUAUCCAGAAGGAGCUUAAGCGCACCGGACAUGUUGAGGGUACUGGCACUUUCUGCGUUCCCGAAGGUGACUCCGAUUCUUCCGAUGACUCUCUUAGCCCCGAGGAGCCCAUGACACCAGUUUGGACGCAAUCCCCACCACCAGCUCCAACCCCCGCUCACGCCACCCUUCCAUCUCCUCUCACUACCACUGAGGAUGAAGACCCAGUGAGGCUUCAACGCGCGAAAUAUACAAAGCACACGCCCGCCAAGCCGUCCAAGCUUAGGCAGGCGAUCAUGCCUUCACCGAGUGCGUUUUCGGAGGGUCUCGACGAUGAGAUGCCCGAUGCGGCUCCGAUUGACCUCAGUGACACCCAGUUAGAGGCUGCUGUCGAAGAGUACGUCAAUGACCCAUCCUUCCUGGCCAAGAAUGCUUUUGCUUUCGGGGGUUCGUCAGUGAAGUUGGUUUAUGACGAGGACGAUGAGGAUGAGGAGUACUAGAAAAGUGUGUUUUCCUUUUUUUCCUUUUUUCCUUGUUUAUUUAUUUCAGAUUCCCUGUGGGAAGCAUGGCUGGGUACGGGCGUUUUUGCAUUGUCUGGUGUUGGUUUGUGUUUUUUUGCGGUCGCCAAUCCUAGUACCCGCCUGAUCUCCCUUAUGGGUGAGAUUGGCGUGUGUGAAUGGGUGUGGCGUACCUGUUCUGGCCUUUUGGCAAUUAUGUUUGUAAUUGCGACUGAAUUAGGGGCUUUGUCCUGCUUCUGUCUUUCUUUGUGUGAUCUCCUCCCGGGUUGAGAUUCACUUAGAGAAGCAGAAGUGACACUUCUAAUGUAUCCCUUUGUUCGACAGUCGUUUUGUGUGUUUGUCUUGUAAUGUGACGAUGUGACGAUGUGACGAUGGGGUAAUGCUGUAUUGUCAUGCUGUUGAUGCUUUGGGAAUAGAGAUUGCAG
This is a messenger RNA of Lindgomyces ingoldianus, 2244 nucleotides long. RefSeq lists its product as uncharacterized. The record is from RefSeq and is a predicted model, not a curated record. The transcript has 2 exons. Lineage: Eukaryota; Fungi; Ascomycota; Dothideomycetes; Pleosporales; Lindgomycetaceae. Bases 224 to 1801 code for a protein of 525 amino acids.